AUGACAUUUAAGCGAGAUUUCAAAGAACAAUUGGUGCAUGAGUGGGCAGAAAACUACAUGGACUAUGCGGCCCUCAAAAGGAUAUUAAAAGAGAUUAAAAGUAGUAAGCAAAAUCAGCAUCAUCAUCAGAAACCACGUGAUAAAUCCUUAAUACGCCACAGACUUAGUCCUGAAAGAGCAUUUUAUGGGCUUCACUUGCGACAUAGCGACCAUGGAAGGAUUGAAGGCGAUAUCGAAGACCGUCAGGUUAUAGAUGUCAAGAAAUUAAAGCAAGAUGGUUCUUCUGGUGGGAAAUUGUAUCAGACCCAUUUCCUCAAGAACCAUGAAGAAGGAGGAGGAGCUGAGGCAAGGUUCUUGAAGCUUGAUGAAGAGCUCAACAAGGUCAAUUCCUUUUACAAAGAGCAGGUUGAUGCAUUGGAUCAUGAAGAAGCUCUCUUGAACAAACUGGAGGCUUUAAUCGCAUUGCGGGCUAAGGUGACAAACCCUGAUAUAGAGAUGCAGAACUUGAGUUCAUCGUCCGCAAAAAAAAAGGGUCAUGAUCAUCAGCAAAAUGAUACAAUGGAUGGCACAAACGAAAAUACUAAUCAUGAGGAGGAAGCACAGAGUAAUUAUAACAGGAGAGAUCCCUCGGAAAUCCUGGACCAAGUAAAGAUUGAUAAUACAAUUGAAUCUCAAUCGUCAGCAAUCAGAAGUGUUUUUACAGAUUUCAAGGAAGCGGAAUCUAGUUUCAGCAAGGAGAAUCUCAGGAAAGUUGAGAAGCAAUUGAGGCUUGUGUUUGUCGAAUUCUAUCAGAAACUCCUUCAUCUGAAAAAUUACAGCUAUAUGAACCUCUCAGCUUUUUCCAAGAUCAUGGAGAAGUAUGAAAAGAUUACAACAAGGGCAGCAGCUAGAGAAUUCAUGAGAGUAGUGGAUAAUUCCUACCUGGGCACUUCUGAUGAGGUGGCAUGUAUGUUAGAGAGGGUGGAAUCUACCUUCACCAGAAACUUUGCAGAUUUGAAUCACAAGAAGGGAAGGAAAUUAUUGAGGGCAAAAUCUGAAAGGGAAAAACACAGCAUAACAUUUCUUACAGGCUUCUUUUCCGGUUGCUUUGUUGCUCUAUUAUCUGCUACUCUUGUAAGAAUAAUUUCUCAACAUUUGAUGAAGCAGCAGCAGGGGUCAUUUUACAUUGAAAAUAUUUUCCCAUUGUACAGCUUAUUUGGAUAUAUCACACUACACAUGCUUAUGUAUGCCGUGGAUACAUAUUUUUGGAGGCGCUAUCGAGUGAAUUAUCCAUUCAUAUUUGGCUUCAAGCCUGGAACUGAAUUGGGUUAUAGGGAAGUUUUCCUGCUGAGUACUGGUCUCGCAGUUCUUGUGUUACUUGGUUUCCGUAAUCUGCAGCUGGAGAUGAACCAGAAGAAUCAAAGCUAUAGGACAGCUGCUGAAAUAGUUCCCCUGAGCUUUCUCAUACUUGUACUUCUGGUUACCUUCUGCCCUUUCAACAUCAUAUUUCGAUCAAGCCGGUUCUUCUUUAUCAAGAGUUUAUUCCGCGUCAUAUGUGUUAGGCUUCCAGAUUUCUUCUUGGCUGACCAGAUAACUAGCCAGGUCUCAAGCCUCAGAAAUUUUGAGCUUUACAUCUGUUAUUAUGGCUUGGGGGAAAACUCGAGGAGGCGAAAAUGUCAAAGUCAUGGUGUUUAUAAUACAUUGUCUUUCAUUAUCGGUGUCAUUCCUUUCUGGUUCCGCUUAGGCCAGUGCAUGCGUCAAUUGUACGAUGAUGGAGAUGUAAGUAGAGCAUGGAAUGCCUUGAGUUACCUCUUCACUAUUCUCGCCUUCCUCAGUAGGACUGCCUUUGAACUGAAGAAGGGAAUGACUUGGAAGGCUUUGGCUCUAAUAACGUCAUCAAUAACUGCAAUACAGAACACAUAUUGGGAUAUCGUUGUCGACUGGGGGCUUCUCAGAAGGCAUUCAAACCCCUAUUUGAGGGAUAAGCUUCUUGUUCCUCAUAAUGUCUACUUCAUAGCUAUGGCCCUUGAUGUAUUGCUUAGAGUUUUUUGGAUGCUAUCAGUGCUUCAACUCAAUUGGCGUCCCCUUCAGAAAGUAGCAAUGACAACUAUCAUUGCCUGCCUGGAAAUCAUACGCCGUGGGAUUUGGAACUUCUUUCGGUUGGAGAAUGAGUAUUUGAACAAUGUUGGCAAGUAUCGUCCCUUCAAGUCUGUACCACAUCCUUUCAGUUACUACAAAGAAGACAACGAGGAAGAGAAUAAACAAGGAUGAAUAAUGGAGAAUUCA
Molecule: messenger RNA, 2265 nt
Organism: Prosopis cineraria
Lineage: Eukaryota; Viridiplantae; Streptophyta; Magnoliopsida; Fabales; Fabaceae
Product: phosphate transporter PHO1 homolog 10-like
Biological process (GO): cellular response to phosphate starvation; phosphate ion transport
Cellular component (GO): trans-Golgi network; plasma membrane; cytoplasm
Molecular function (GO): inositol hexakisphosphate binding
Source: RefSeq, a predicted model, not a curated record